AUGGAUUUCGGCGGACAUCCAGGUGCUACGAAGUGUCUCAACUGCGCUCGAAGAAACGAGGUCUGCAACUUCAGUCCUGUCCGCAUACGGAAGAGACGAUAUGCAUCAAGCUCGCAGCAAGAAUCCGUCAUAGGCUCCGCAAAGAAAGUGGACUCCGAACUUAGGGACGAGUCGGAGAUUCACCACGAUGGUCAUAGCUCGUUCGGAGGCAUGUCAAAGUAUGACGGACUCCAAGAGUUGUACGUAGAUAGGCUUCUAUCUGCUCCCGAUCAAGACAAUGCGCUCAGUGCGCAGAGUCCGAGCCUGCAAGAUCUCGGUGUUUUCGGAAGCGAGUACAGUCUGACGUUCUUCCCCGAGGCUCGACUGAAGGAGCUGGCCAUCCGUCUUGGUCAUGACCGCGUAUCACAUGCUCGGGCGAAGGUGACCAAUAUCAUUGGAGAGCGAAUGAAAACUAUCGAGCGAGUACCUGCUCCUGCGCCAGACUCCGAUCGUAUCCGUGUGUUUGAUAUCGAAAAAGAAUACAUCGCGACUUGCAUUCAAGCCUAUUUUGAGCAUGUCGACCCGAUUCAUCCAUUUCUCGACAGGCGGCGAUUCGAAAGCAUCGCUCUCAGUCCGAAUCUGAGCGACAAACUCGCCAGCGACAAGUCGUGGUCCGCACUGUUUUACGCUGUUCUCGCUCUGGGCUCGCAGUACCACGAUGGAGGUAGCUAUGAGCCUACAAAGAGCGGAAGCUGGCGGUUUUUUGGCACGGCUCUAGCCAUCUUUCCAGAUCUGUUGAUUAGCAGAACCACAUUGAACACGGUUCAAGCACUGACAGCCAUGGCAAUUUUUGCCUCGAAUCUUUCGUGUCUGCAAAUCGAAUACGCCAUGGUGUCAGAAGGAGCCAAAAAGGCACAAACACUAGGGUACAACAGAUCGACGGCUCCUGGUAACGAUGAACGGAACCGCACAUUCUAUGUUCUUUAUUUCCUUGAAAAGAACAUGUCGUUCAAUAUUGGCAGAUGCUCUACUAUCAUGGAUUCGGACAUCAGCAGUGCUAUCCCAACUCAGCCGUUAUUGUGCAGCGGCACGUCGUUUGACUGGACUCGUGCGUCUAUCCGGAUAUCACGACUCCUUAGUCGCAUAUACGCAUCUCUGUUCUCUGUCAGUGUACGAGGUAGACCGAAAGCCUACUACAAUACGACCAUCUACAACCUCAAGUCCGAGCUGGGAGCAUGGGCAAAGACGAUACCCAUGGAGCUUCGGCCAGGGCAACCUAUACGGCCGUAUACCCAGACCACGCAAAUGAUUGAUAUUGGUAUACGGCUCCAUUAUUUGUACCAUGGCACCAUGUUGCAUCUUGAUCGUACUGCUCUCCAGAUGGAGGAUGAGUCUGAUGCUCGGUCUGAUUUGGUGGACGGCAUUAUGCGUACAGCGCGGACGGUGCUCGAGCUCACAAAGUUUAUCGAUAUGCAGCCUUACACACCUAUUUGGGUUCUUGCCAGCGUUCCGUUGGCUGCUUAUCUUGUUCUUUUCGACAUGGUCAUAGAUAAUCCGACCCACCCAAAAACCACAGCCAAUUUGGCCUUGCUCGAUGUUGGCUGUGGUCAUUUCAGUGGCUUGGAGUACGCUUCGCAGGGAACACUCCCAGGGUCCAUCGCAUCGGAGUUCACACAGAUAGCGCGAACUUAUGUGCGGGCGCAAAACGACUCUGAGAAGAAUAGCCACCCAAAAUCGUCUGCCAUGUAUGCCGAAGGUGUGGCCCCGAUUGAGGGGCCGCAGGAAACAACAGUCGCUGAGGCGCCAUCAGCUUUUCCUUCAUACGCGGAUUUGCAGCCAUUCCCUCUAGGAUGGAAUCUUCGGAAUGACGGUGGGACAAUGCUCGACGGCGAGUCGCUGGACUUGUUCGGCUCGUACUAUCCGCUCUGGGAUGAGGGUGCGGCGUACAACACGAUGAACCUGUAA
Molecule: messenger RNA, 1944 nt
Organism: Alternaria arborescens
Lineage: Eukaryota; Fungi; Ascomycota; Dothideomycetes; Pleosporales; Pleosporaceae
Exons: 5
Coding region: 1-1944 (647 amino acids)
Biological process (GO): DNA-templated transcription
Molecular function (GO): DNA binding; zinc ion binding
Source: RefSeq, a predicted model, not a curated record